AUGCCCUUCCGCCGGCAGCUAGAGGCGUUGUGUGCGAUAUCGAUGUCGGGGGAGCGAGACCCAUCGCCCUCAGGUGCGUUCAGAGAGAAGCUUGCAGACCUGAUCAAGGGUCUACUGUCUGUAAACAUGAUCAACUACUCCAGAUCACCGUGGGCUUCCCCAAUCGUGGUGAUCAUUAAGAAGAAUGGAGUGGAUAUCAGGUUAUGCAUUGAUUAUCGGCUGGUUAAUAGCCUGACGCAACUGAUGGUAUACCCAAUGCCCUUGAUCAACGAUCUACUCGAAGAUCUGGAAUCGACACUUUGGUAUUGUUCUUUGGACAUGGCAAGUGGAUUUUGGGUCGUGAAAAUGACGGAUCGUGCGCGCCUGAUCUCGGCUUUUAUCACUCCGUUUGGGUUAUUCGAGUGGAAUCGAAUGCCUUUUGGCCUGAAGAAUGCGCCCCAGAUCUAUCAACGUAUGAUCGAUAAUGCGCUAUAUGGGUUCACCCGGAUCCCGAGGUCUGAGGAUCACGGAAGUACUGCGGAUGUGUUCGAGAACGGGGAACCGGUGGAUCCAGGCAAGCCUUCG
Molecule: messenger RNA, 564 nt
Organism: Phytophthora megakarya
Lineage: Eukaryota; Oomycota; Peronosporomycetes; Peronosporales; Peronosporaceae
Source: the annotation of a GenBank genome assembly